Messenger RNA from Purpureocillium lilacinum, 633 nucleotides. Lineage: Eukaryota; Fungi; Ascomycota; Sordariomycetes; Hypocreales; Ophiocordycipitaceae. The record is from RefSeq and is a predicted model, not a curated record.
AUGUGCCCUGAGCAAGAUCUGGCUUGUUUCGCCUGUACGAUGCAGCCAGCAGUCGGGUUUCAUCAACCUCUUCAGGCAACGUCCCUCCAACGGCUUCAACUCAAUUGCGUCGAUGCCCGCUCUGCGCGUGGCCCGUCCCAUGGCACCCAUGGCACGUUUGCCUGUCCUGGACGCGGGACACGAAGCAUGCGGCCAUCAAUUGACGAGCGGAUGAGGGCCGGGCCCGAGCAGCACGCGAGCAAAAAGGCGACGCAGGCACCAGGAGCGCGAGCCCAGCGCCGGCCACCGCGCACCGGGCGCAAUCCUCCGCGGCACAUGCCAUCGUUGCAUCAUCGUUUAUACCUGCGGCACCUCUGGGCGCCUUGCAACUCUAAAAGCUGGGGCGGGUCUGGGCUUGCCGACUCGCAGAUGCUGCUGGCGCCAUUGUUCACCCUGGGCCGCGCACUUUCUCUGAUGCAGAUAUUGCACGACUUGGCGGACUUUGUGCCGCUCUAUGGAAAAAAGUCAUCAAGAGAGUCAACUGCCUUGGCCGCAAGACUCGCGUGUCGCACAUUGAAACGUGGUUUUGCCGUCCCAUGCUGCGGCACAGGGCACCGCGAGAGAAAUUCUUGGGUAUGGGGAUCGCCCACGUAG